Messenger RNA from Closterium sp. Yama58-4, 516 nucleotides. The record is from the annotation of a GenBank genome assembly. Lineage: Eukaryota; Viridiplantae; Streptophyta; Zygnematophyceae; Desmidiales; Closteriaceae.
AUGGCUGCUCACGAUUUCGUGUUUAGCUGCGUAAUUCGGAGAGAGGAUGUUCCUCUUCUUACACGCCAGUCACCAUCCGCAAGUCACCAGUGGGAGAGAAUUAACUUGGCCACCGCGACCUCGACUCGCAGAAAGACGAGGAAUCCCAAGAAACGUGAAUUGAAGGCUUCCAGAUUCCUUUUGGACUUGGUUGAGGACCAAGGGGGAUUCGAAUUGAACCUUAACUCCAGCACGAGCCAUGCUUACUCCCACAUGGUGCUUCCUUCCAUCAACCUCCCCAUGACUGCCCUCUCCUCCAACUCUCCUCCCUCCAUCCCCUUCAACCCCCCUGUAAGAGACCUCCUCAGCCUCCUCUCCAAUGCCCCCACCAGCCGCUUCCUCCCUAUACGAUACCGCAACACCACCUCCCUCUCCCUUGCCUCCCUCUCAGCAAUGCCCCCUUUCCUCUCCUCUCCCUCCUCCUCACUCUCCUCACUCUCACUUUCCUCGCUUUCUGUACCCCCCUCACUUUCUUGA